UGCUCUUGAACGCCUCGCGGGUCGAGGAGGAGGCGGAUGUUGUUGUUAGCUUCAGCGCUGGAUGAGAACAUGCAGUAGCCCCACACACAUUUGGAUGUUUUAAAGGAAUGGGCUGAUUUCUACUCGUGUUCAAGAUGGCGAGAGACAGAAAGUGCAUCCUCUGUGAAACGGUCCACGCCUCCAAGCAGGAGAUGGACGAGCACAUGAGGAGCAUGCUGCACCACCGCGAGCUGGAGAAGCUCAAAGGCCGGGACUGUGGACACGAGUGCAGAGUGUGCAAGGUGACGGUGGUGAGCCUGACUGAUUAUGCCAGCCACAUCUCCAGUCCCACGCACAAGCACAAUGUGGAGGCUGCAGAGCAGAAGCAUGCUGGGAACGACCACGACGAGGACUACUUCGACCAGGCCUUCGUGGACUUGAUCGAGAGGAGAAAACAACAGAUCAGAAAAGAAAAGGAGGCUGCUGCUGUGAAGCUGGCCCAGGAAGAAGAGGAUCGACGGAGGAAGGAGGAGUUCCAGCAGAAGCUCAAAGAAGCUAAGGAGCGUUACCGGCUGGAGUGUGCCUGGAAGCAGCAAUCACAGGGCUUCUCUGGAUUCAGUCCCCACAGGACUUGGUACAGGAGCAACCGAUAUGAUGCCAAAGCAGGAGAGGCACCGCCCUGGCAGCACGGUAAGCAGGGGAAGAGCGCCACCUGGCACGCUCAGGAGCCUCCCAACCUUCAGAAAUGGGCAUCUGGAGAGUUUUCUGGUGGAAGCUUGCAGAGCCACACAGGUUUGGGCAACAAGCAGUGGGACCAGGCUGCGGUUUCUGGCAAUCAGCAAAGUCGACUGCCGUGGUUGAGUAACGGCGGCAGCAGCAACGGGGUCUACGGUCGGAACAACAUUUCCCUGAUCCCUCGAAGAACCCAGCCCCUGAGCCUGUUCGGGCCGUGUCCCAUGUAUCCACCUCCUCCAAAUGUUUUCGCCCGCGCUCUUAAUCAGUUUCAGAAUACAGCCAACGAGCAGGGAGGUCCGCAGGGUGACGGGCUGCAGAACGGGGAGGGGCAAACAGCAGAACCCGACCACAGCAGCAGUAAGAGCUCUAAAGCCUUUGGUAGCAAUCCAAAGCUGGACAAAGCGUGUCGCUGGACUCCCUAUCCAGUCACUAAGGGGUUUGAAUCCGUGCCCCAUAAAGAAACCAACACAAACUCAUCAGAGAAGUACGCCAAAGUCCCCAAACCCCAGAAACAAGACAAGGCGCAGGACACCAGCGCCCUUAACAGGCAACCCCGACCUGAGCAGAAAACUGGGCAGUUGACAUCGAGUGUGGAAGAGAAAGGGAAGCAUAAAGCAAACCCCAAAAGCAAACCCAGAGAGAGGAGCAGCAGCGGGAGCAGAAGCAGCAGCGCUCAGAGAGAAGCCCAGCAGAACGUCCCAUCGGGUGCGUCCAAUCAGAAGGCAAAUAAGCCAUCGCUGCACAAAGAUCGGAAGAUGUCCUCGCUUCCCGCUCUCAACAGUGGAGCACAACUCGCCUCCAGUCAAGCGCAGGCACAACCAAAGUCCCCCGUGAAGCAGAGCGGCUUCAGCUCCCAGGCUCCAGCGGUCGGGCCCCUUCAGUCGAGGCAAGAACGGCAGCUUCCAGAAACGGUGAAGAAAGCCCGACAGAUGGUGUUAGAAAAGAGGAGCUCUGUGGACAGAAACAACAGGAUGGAGACGACUCUGCACAUUGUGGAGGAGCAGCAGAAGGAUCAGAGUCAGAUCGGAGUGAAUAAAGAGAACCGGCAGAAUGCAGCUAAAGCACAAGUACCGGACUCCAACAGGCCGGAGAAGCCUGUGUUGCAAUCUCCAGACAGCAGCCAGUUUCUCCAGUUAUUGCAAGUCAGCACCUCGACCAUGGAGAGCUCAGACGCUGCAGCUUCGAGCCAGGAAGUGGAGGAGAACGGGAAGAGGGCGGAGAAGGAGACGUGCCCAGCGGACGAAGCCAUGCAGGCUGUGGAAGCCGGGCAGAGCUCAGAGAGCGACACCUCCAGAAGUGGUGAAUCUCAGACGGUCUCCGGCUCAAACACGCCAAGUCUGUCCAAACUUGACCUUCCUCCCGUCCUGAAACGUGACCUGACCAAACACAUGAGCUCCAAGAGCAAAGCAGGAGGCCACGAGCCCAACCUGAACAUCGCCCGGCGGGUGCGAAACCUCAGCGAGUCGCGGAGAAGUGACACCGAAAAGGACUCGGGGCUGAAACCGACCGUGCGGCAGCUCAUCAGCUCCUCUGGGUCUCGACGCAACGUGAACUGGGAACAGGUUUAUCAGGAGGUCAGGAAGAAGCAGGACAAAGGGAAAGGCAUGCCCAGGUUCGGGAUAGAGAUGGUGCCGAUCGACCAGGAGGACCAGAGCCAGGAGGACCAGAGCCAGGAGGAAGGCCACAUUCCCCUGCUGGAGGGUUUCCAGUGGGAGUCGUUGAUGGACGUCCCCGCCUCCCGAAAACGCUCCCUGUCAGAGAGCAGCAUCGCCCCUGCGUCCACUCACUCCCUGUUCACAUCCCUCAUGUCGAAGGAGGAGACGGCACUAAGAGAAGCCCUCAGCUCGGAGCAGCAGGGAUCCUUCGCUUCUCCCGAUCCCAUCUUCUCUCGAGCGCACGAAGACCCUCGGCGUCAGAAGGAGGUGGAGCAGAUGCUCGGACAGUUUGAUGCUAAAGCGCAGAAGCAGCCCGACAAGCCGACGUCUGCGACGGUGAAGGCGCUGCUGCGGUCGGACUCGGUGCUCGGGGACAGCAGCUCGGGGACGGAGCUGUACGACGGCCAGGGGACGGGGAAGAGGCGGAGAGCCGCCGGGGACGCUCCGAGUGCAGAGACGUCUUGCCUGGAACACAACAACAAAAGGAGGAAAGUCAAAUCCAAAAAAGAGCGUUUGCAGAUCGACCAGCUGCUGGCCGUGUCUCUGCGGGAGGACGAGCUGAGUCGCUCCCUGCAGACGGUGGACAGCAGCCUGAUCCAGGCCCGGGCUGCACUGGAGGCUGCUUACAUGGAGGUGCAGCGUCUCAUGGUGGUCAAACAGCAGAUGACUGGAGAGAUGAGCACACUGAGAAACAAGCGCAUCGACUUACUAAAAGGGAUGCAAGGGAGUUUGGAGGAAGCCCCUCAGGUGAAGCUGAAAGAAGAAAAGAUGGAUUCAGUAGAAGCCGAGCCUCACAUGUCCGCCUCCCUUCUGCUCUCCCCUGUCCCCGGCGCUGCUGCCACCUGCAGCCCGAGUCCUCCUGACGAGCGCGCCUCCCCUCCCUCCUCCAGCCUCCCCUUCAUGCCCCUGGUCAUCAAGCAGGAGCCUCAGUCUCCGGUCCAUGUCAGCUCAGAGAUGGACGCUGUGGCGAACGUCACCCACUGUGCUCACAGCACCACCCCGCAGCUGCAGGCUCCGCCUCCUGCAGCCUCUUCACCAGAUCAUGUCCUUCAGUUCCAGCCGUCUCCUGAGCUCUGCCAAACCAACACAGAACAUAACUGGGAGAAGUUCAACGACCCUGCAGACUGCAAAGAGAGCUUAUCGGGACUGGUGGAGACGACAGAGAGGGCCGUGCAGGCAACGAGGAACUGUCUCGCCUCUUUGCCCGACUCCAAAGCUCCCCUGAAGCUUCUGUUGGCCAGCAGGAGGAGCUCUGAGGUGGGGAGCGUCGCCGACUGUGCAGCCACGCAGUGCUUUCAGCCCCCCUCAGCCCUCAAUCUGCCCGCCUCUCCGUCUGAGCUGAGGAGCGGAAAGCGUGUAAGGAAGCUGAAGAAGAGGAAAGUGUUGAAGAAGGCUCAAGGCACGGAGCAGCCGGAGAGCAGCGACACCGAGAUGGACGGAGAGGCCUUGAGGCCGAGGUGGCUCCGACCCCGCAGGAGGCCCAGUGGAAGCUCUCAGGUGAGCACCUCCACGCUGCCCUCCGAGGAUAGAGAGGGCGACCAGCACAUGGAGGGCGCCGAGGAAGCCUCCAGACGGCUGUUUCCCACCGUUAAACUUGAGAAAGAAGACCCCGAGUCCCCCAAACACAUGGUGGAGCUUCCCCAGGCGGCUCACGCUGAACUCACGUCAGAAGAAAGCAUGGAGGUCACCGCGGCCUGUCAGCUCCACAUGGUGCCAGACUCCUCCAGACCUGAGCCGCAGAGCCUGGCCUGCAACGAGGUCACCUCCACCAGCGACAUGGACGUGUGCAAAUCCUCCGAGAGCGAGAUGCCGUUUCCCGUCUCGUCGGCCAAGACGUCGAAGAUCUCGUCAGACGCGUCCUCUGACCACGGCGAGGAUGAUUUGCCCACUGAAGGUGUGUUCGAGGGCCACCAGGAGGCGGCCAACGCCAUGCAGAUCUACAACGGGCUGCUGUACACGUGUUCAGGAGAUCGGACCGUCAAAGCCUUCGACCUCGUGAGUCAUCGAUGUGUCGGUGUGUUUGAGGGUCACAGCUCCAAAGUGAGCUGCCUGCUGGUGUCCGCGGCUCCCAGCCUGCACCGCCGGCUGUACUCUGGCUCCAGUGACCAGACCAUCUGCUGCUACAGCCUCAAGACGCGAGAGCUGGAGCAGCAGUUCCCUCUGUCGGACCGAGUCCUCUGCCUCCACAGUCGCUGGAAGGUGUUGUACGCUGGCCUGGCCAACGGCACAGUGGUGACCUUUAACCUCAAGACGAACAAGCAGAUGGAAGUGUUUGAGUGCCACGGGCCGCGAGCCGUCAGCUGCCUGGCGUCGUCGCAGGAAGGAGCCCGCAGGAUCCUGCUGGUCGGCUCCUACGACAACACCAUCAGCGUGAGAGACGCCAAGAGCGGCCUGCUGCUGCGCACGCUGGAGGGACACACCAAGCCCGUGCUCUGCAUGAAGGUGAUCAACGACCUGGUGUUCAGCGGCUCCAGUGAUCAGUGUGUCUACGCGCACAACAUCCAUACAGGAGAGCUGGUGCGGGUCUAUAAGGGCCACAGUCACGCUGUCACAGUCGUGUCCGUCCUGGGGAAGGUGAUGGUGACGGCGUGUCUGGACAAGCUGGUCCGCGUCUACGACCUGCAGUCUCACGAGCUGCUGCAGGUCUACGCUGGACACAAGGACAUGCUGAUGUGUAUGACCAUCCACAAGAACCUGAUCUACACGGGUUGUUACGACGGCAGCGUGCAGGCCGUGAAGCUGAACCUGAUGCAGAACCACCGCUGCGGGUGGCACGGCUGCUCGAUGGUGUUCGGGCUGAUGGAGCAUCUGCAGCAGCACCUGGUCAGCGAACACAGCGCGGCCGCCUCGCAGACGCUGAAGUGCCGCUGGAGAAAGUGUGAAGAGUUCUUCUGUGCACGCAGCAGCUCCAAGCAGGCGAUGCUGGUGCACAUGCAGAAACACGCGGAGGAGACUGAACUGGAGCCUUAAGGCAGCUGGUGUCCCUCCUGCUCCCCCCCCCCCCCCCCCCUGUUAACCUCCCAUAUUGGGGGGAUGUUCUUGGGACCCACUUGAUUUAACAGCUCCCUUCGAGCCCGACGAGUGGCGUCUGACGACUCCAUCCUUUAUGUUCGGUGUUGGAAUCCAACCAUACCACAUGGUGAACGGGUUGUGUUGCGCUCUACACACACACCUUCCUCUCCGUGUGUCAGGACUGCCGCUCCUCUUCUCACUGACCAAAUACAAGACGAAGAAACUUUUGUUGAUUGAAGAAACUCCAGUGUUGCCGGUAUCCGAGGGAUCUGCUCCGCUUUCCCGUCGUCGCUGCAACAGAUGACCAUCGUCUGGUUGGGCGACGGCUCUAUGGCAUGAGAGAUGUUUUUAUUGUUGUAGUGCAGUUGUGACGUCAUGUGGAGCGACACGUAGCCACAACUGACGAGUGAUUUAGAGUUCAGCGGUGUGAUUGUUUUAUUUUGAAGGAGUUUCAUUUAUUUUGAAAACAGUUUCUAACAAACAUCUUUUUUUUGUUUUGACAGUUUCGUGUUUUCUUCUGUUGCUCGUGAUCUCGAGGCGUUGAGGGACUUUGGUGCAGUGUUGUGUGAUGUGGCCUGAAGCUGCCAUUUAAAUGUUUUACAUUUGCCGUGAUAACAGAGCCAGGACGUGAUGAGUGUGUGUGUGUGUGUGUGUGUGUGAGUGUGUGUGGUCCUACAUGUGGGUUUAUUCUUCCUAAAUGUGGUUUGACCCUGAGUGAGUGGCGUUCUGUUUUUAUCUCCUCCGUGGAGACGUUUGUUUUGGAGAGUUGGUUUAAUAUUUGAAGCAUCGAGCAGAAGUCUUCACAGUGAAGACACUUUUCUGAUGAAGAGGAGGUGAAGGAUGUUUCGAGGAGGUGUUCGGAGGAGGAGCUUGAAGGAAAGUUUUAGGAUUCAUCUCCCAUGCCAUACCUCACCCCCGAAUACACAAACCGUUUAAAGUUUUAAAAGCUAAUUAAGCUUCUUUUAACCCGCGCGACGGCCCAGCUGAUGCUCUCUGGCAGACUUUGUCGUCGUCGACGUUCUCACAGCCGCCAUUUUCCAAACUCGCCUCACCCGCUUGUUUUUUUAAUAUCUAAGGAAAGCGAGCAUUUCACCCGUUACCUGGCAGUCCGGAGUUUCUUCAAGUUGUUAUUCAUAAAGAGAUAUUUUUUAAGAAAGUGCAAUCAAACAUUGUUAAUAAUAAUAAAAAUUGGUGCAACAUCAUAAAA
This is a messenger RNA of Cottoperca gobio, 6588 nucleotides long. RefSeq names its product zinc finger protein 106a (gene znf106a). Gene Ontology annotation, biological process: insulin receptor signaling pathway. Gene Ontology annotation, molecular function: RNA binding; SH3 domain binding. Lineage: Eukaryota; Metazoa; Chordata; Actinopteri; Perciformes; Bovichtidae. Gene Ontology annotation, cellular component: cytosol; membrane. The record is from RefSeq and is a predicted model, not a curated record.